AUGGAUGAGAAGGGAUGCCUGUGCUAUGGAAAUGGAAAUAUGGUUCUACUAAGAUAUUCUGAAAACUCUGCGGGUCCCUCAGAAAUUUGCACAAGAUGCUGUGACCCUGCAAUCUUGCUCCUGGAAGAACAGACAAAAGAAGCAAGAUCCCAUAAGAAGUACAUCAACUCCAUGACAGCUGGAAGUAUUCUAGAAGAUGACAUCUCCUCUCAAAACAAAGUUUGUCCCCAGGAUUCAGGGCAUCAUUUAGGUAUUGAUUAUAAUUGCCUUGCCUUGAUCCUGCAGCUCUGGCAGAGGAGACAAGCCCAGUCAGGGUUCAGCACUGAAAACAGGACACUCACCGUGGAUUUAGGGCUCAUAUUGGUUACCUUUGUCCUUAUUUUAAAAGGUGGACAGUGUGAGAUGCAAUUGCUUGAGUCCGGGGGAGGCUUAGUGCAGCCUGGAAAGUCCCUGAAACUCUCCUGUGCAGCCUCUGGAUUCACCUUCAGUAGCUACUGGAUGAUUUGGGUCCGCCAUGCUCCAGGCAAGACACUGGAGUGGAUCACACACAUUAAUCCAGAUGGUGGUAGCACCUGGUAUAUCGACUCUGUGAAGGGCCGGUUCACAAUCUCCAGAGACAAUGCCAAGAACACUCUGUACCUGGAAAUGAGCAGUCUGAGAUCUGAGGACACAGCCAUGUAUUACUGUGCAAGAGACACAGUGAGUGAAUGUUACUGUGAGCUCAGACAAAAACUCCGCUGUGGUGAACACAAGACCAGCAGGGGGCGCUGA
Messenger RNA from Alexandromys fortis (reed vole), 771 nucleotides. RefSeq lists its product as uncharacterized. The coding region runs from base 1 to 771 and encodes 256 amino acids. Gene Ontology annotation, biological process: immunoglobulin mediated immune response. Gene Ontology annotation, molecular function: antigen binding. NCBI's taxonomy places the organism in Eukaryota, Metazoa, Chordata, Mammalia, Rodentia, Cricetidae. The transcript has 4 exons. Gene Ontology annotation, cellular component: blood microparticle. The record is from RefSeq and is a predicted model, not a curated record.